Molecule: messenger RNA, 1239 nt
Organism: Rotaria socialis
Lineage: Eukaryota; Metazoa; Rotifera; Eurotatoria; Philodinida; Philodinidae
Source: the annotation of a GenBank genome assembly
AUGACAACUACAACAGCUACUCCAGUAGUUAGCUUACCGAAAAAUAAAACAGGAUCUUUCGCUGGUGAUACUUUACAGGAAACAAAAUCAAUAAAAAGUCUAACAAUUUCAUUGUUACGUCAAUCUCGUAAUGUGGGCUCAACUACUCUAUCAUUAGUGCCAACUGAAAAAAGUCGAGGUAAAAUUCAACAGUACUAUAAAAUUGAUGAAAUAAAUACAAUGAAAAAAGAGGGAAAAUCGAAUGUUUCAAUAAAUAAAGAUGUGAUCCGAAAUGGUUUUCGACCGUCGCCCAUACGUCGUCAAAAAUUGUAUGACACCAAUUCAACAACGCAUCGAGAUUUAAAGGCUUCAUCACCAAAACAAUCACUUAUUCCAUCGCAAACUUCAAAUAAAUUACGCUCAGACAUGAAUCAAUCUAAUAGAAAGUUAAAAGGACAAGCAGAUCUCAAUAAAAUUUGGCGAGGCCAACAAAAUCCAGAACGUGUUGGAACUCCACGUAGUAAUCUAUCCUAUACAACAACAUAUCGUGUUCCAUCUGCUUGUACUACCACUCAAGCAGCCGAUCGUAGUCAUCCACGUUUUCCAUCAUCGAUGACCACAGCUACUGUAAAUACACUUAGUUCAUUUUCAGCAGCCAUCGAUAUCUGUAGUAAAUCUACACAAAGUUUAUCGGGUAUCAGUGAAUCAUCACGAGUACUCAAUGAAGAAAAUACGAAUCGAGAUGAACUAGAUCAUCAUGUGACUCAUGCUUAUCAAAUUCCACAACAAUCCAAUGUUGGAUCUGAGAGUAUAUUUACGUCACGCUCACCGACAGCACCAUUUUCAGUCAAAGCAAAUCCUAAAAACCCUUUUCGUCGUUCUAAAGGGCCUAAAUCGGUAACAUGUCCAUUCUAUGUUAUGUAUUUUACUAAUUUAACUACGCAAAAACAACCGAUCAAUAAUAAUCAAAAGAAUAAAUCUCGUUUAUUGAUACCAGCCACACGAGUACAUUUAGCAACUGCCUAUUCACGUUCAAGUACAUCCUAUUCACGUUAUCGAUCGGCAAAAACACGUCUCAAUACUCCUGUAACAAUAAUUGCAAAUUCAGCAAUGAAUGACGAUGACGAUGACGAAACAAAUGCAACAUUGUACUAUAAUAACAAACGUUUCUCAGCUAAAAUAGCUGCAUAUGAAAAUGAAAAUUCAACUUUAUUAAAGGAUGUUCUACGGACUACAUCAUGGAAUCAUGUACAAAUGUAA